Funneliformis geosporum is the source of this 250-nucleotide messenger RNA. The record is from the annotation of a GenBank genome assembly. NCBI's taxonomy places the organism in Eukaryota, Fungi, Glomeromycota, Glomeromycetes, Glomerales, Glomeraceae.
AUGAAUUGGAGUGGUAAUGGUGUCACCCAAACUGAAUUUGAUGAACAAAGGUCAUGUUAUUGUUUCCGAAAGUGUUUACGAAGAGGCGUACGUCAAGGACAUAAUUUUAAGCAACCAUUUGCUCAAGUUCAAAGUGAAGUUCCUGGUUCACCGAUUUUCAUCAUGCGACUUGCUCGAGAUGCUCGUCAUCUUGAAGUUCAAGUUUUAGCGGAUCAAUACGGAAAUGCGAUCUCCUUAUUUGGAAGAGAUU